GUGGAGUGUGAUGCGGUGAUUGUCGGCUCCGGCGCUGGCGGCGGCGUCACUGCAGCGCUACUGUCAGAGGCCGGCGCCAAGGUGGUUGUGCUGGAGAAGGGGCGAUUCACGCCGGCGGCUGAGCUGCCGCUGAGGGAGCGGCAGAGCUUUGAGGAGAUGUACGAGAUGGGCAGCCUCAUGACCACCCAGGACGCAGGCGUGAACAUUCUGGCGGGGUCGACGCUGGGCGGCGGCACGCGCGUCAACUGGCAGGCAUCCUUUGAGACGCCGGCGCACGUGCGGCGCGAGUGGGCCACGGAGCAUGGCCUGCCAGCUAUCGCCUCUGAGCAGUAUGACCGCGCCCUCCGUGCCGUCUGCACCCGCCUCGGCGUCACCACAGGCAUCAAGCAGCACAGCUGCCCCAACGAGAAGCUGAAGGCGGGGCUGGAGGCGCUGGGGGUGCACUGCGGUGAGAUUCCGCGCAACUGCAGCCGCGAGCACAGCUGCGGCCACUGCUGCUUCGGCUGCCCCUCCGGCGACAAGCAGGACGCCACCGGCACCUACCUCGCCGACGCCGCCAGAAUAGGCGCCAAAAUCUUCACCGGUGGGCACUCCCUUCCUUUCUUCCAGCUUAGAAAUGCAUGGAUGAAGCGCCGUGCGACCGGCAUUGCCGCGCUGACCACGUCCGCCUUCCCCAAUGGCCGCCAGUGGCGGAUAGUGUUCAAGGCGCGGUACGUAAUCAGCUCGGCCGGCGCGUUGCACACGCCCGCGCUGCUGCUGCGUAGCAAGAUCUCCGUCAACGGCAACGUGGGCAGGAAUCUGCGCCUGCACCCGGCCACCGCCGUCAUCGGCGGAACGCUGGAUGUGCCCGAGGAGAUACUGACCUGGAAGGGCUCCAUCUUCAGCGUGUUUAGCAAUGCCGUCGCAGACUGGGACGGCUCUGGCUACGGUCCCCUCCUCCAGACGCCCUCGGCGCACCCGGGGCUGAUGGCGGCGUCGAUACCGUGGCUGUCGGGGGUGGACUACAAGCGGCUGUGCGCGUGGAUGCCCUACGUGUCCAUCGUGCUCGUGCUCACUCGCGACCGCGGCUCCGGCCGCGUCACCAUCGGCAAGGACGGCCUGCCGCGCCUGCGCUACUGGCCAGACGCCCACGACCGCGCCAACAUGAUGAAGGGAAUGGAGGCCGGGCUGCGCGCGCUGGCUGCCGGGGGAUCCCUGAUGGUGGGCACGCUGCAGGGCGGCAGCCGCGAAGCCACGCGCUUCGAGGCGGCCCGCGGCACGAACGGCGCCAUGACCGACCCGGCCGCCUUUGAUGGCUUCCUGGACCGCGUCCGCGCAGAAGGCAUCCACAAGAAUGGGAUGACAGUGUUCUCGGCGCACCAGAUGGGCACCGCGCGCAUGGGCGCCUCUGCCAAGACUUCUGUGGUGGACGAGCGCGGCGAGUGCUGGCACGUUGCCAACCUCUACGUCUCAGACGCCUCGCUGUUCCCAACCAGCACCGGUGUCAACCCAAUGAUCACGGUUGAGGCAAUGGCGUACAUGGUUGCGGAGGGGCUGGCC
This is a messenger RNA of Coccomyxa subellipsoidea C-169, 1539 nucleotides long. RefSeq names its product FAD/NAD(P)-binding domain-containing protein. NCBI's taxonomy places the organism in Eukaryota, Viridiplantae, Chlorophyta, Trebouxiophyceae, Coccomyxaceae. The record is from RefSeq and is a predicted model, not a curated record. Gene Ontology annotation, molecular function: FAD binding; oxidoreductase activity, acting on CH-OH group of donors. The transcript has 10 exons. The annotation marks the transcript as partial.